Messenger RNA from Phragmites australis (common reed), 2618 nucleotides. RefSeq lists its product as uncharacterized. Gene Ontology annotation, biological process: intracellular signal transduction. The record is from RefSeq and is a predicted model, not a curated record. The coding region runs from base 295 to 2427 and encodes 710 amino acids. NCBI's taxonomy places the organism in Eukaryota, Viridiplantae, Streptophyta, Magnoliopsida, Poales, Poaceae. The transcript is spliced from 8 exons.
AGUUUUUCUCCACGUCGAUUUCUGCUCUCGCCCGCGGUUCCCGCUUCUUAACCUCCUCCCGGUCGGCCUCUCUCCACCGCCGCUCCGCUCCGCUCCCCACAUUUUCCCAUUUCCUUCUCCUGCUCGCCUCCAGUCAAACCCGUCUCAGAAGGAAAAGGCUUCGUCGACUCCUCCUCGGCUUCAACCCUCGCCUCGUGGCCUCCGGGGUGAAGAUUGGGACCCGUUUCCCCGGUGUUGUUCGUCAGGCUUCCUGUCAAAGGCUGUUUCUGUAGACUGGUAAACUUGUCUUACGUCAUGGAGAGUAUGGACAAGGAUGAGAAGAAAAAAUCUGUCACUGAAGAGUCUCCUAUUCCUGGAGAAGUUGGAGAAGAUGAAGAUUUGUCGAGAAAAACAGAAAUGUUGAACGUAAAAGAAGCAAUAAAUUCUUCGAAUGAGAAUAUAAGCAUUGAGUCAGAAGUGCAGAUUCAAGGGGGAGGUAAUUCAGAAAAGGAUUUAAAUUCGCAGAUGAAUGAAAGCAGAAGCUCAGAUGCCAUGGAACCUAUAGAUUCAAACCAGACCAUGAAAGAGAUUCUUUCUGAAGACCAUUCUGAGGAGGCAGUUUUCGAUGGAACUGAGGUUCCUGAAAUGGAAGAAUUGAGGCAUUCAUCUAAUCAAUCUGUGGAACUUGAAUCAGAAGCUCAGGGUUCUGUACUCAAUGAACGAGCUGCUGCAAUUAAGAAUUUUGUUAAGGAAAAGGGUGCCACGGUUUCAACAUUUAUACGGCGCCUUUCUGGCAAAAAGGAUGAGACUGACUUUUCUAUUGAACAUGACAAGAGUGAUGGUUCAGAAUGUAUCGACAGUGAGAAGGCUGGGUCAGAUGCUGAAUCUAAACCUAAGGAGGUGCAGCAGAAAUCUGAGGAAAGAGCUACAUGGAAUCCACUGAACUUGAUAAAAAUUGGACGAGAUUUUGAUACUUUUAUAACUGGGGAAGCUGGGAAUGAAGAUGUGCCUGGUUUGUUGGAGCAACCAGCAAUGAAGGGAAGGGUUAUACUGUACACAAAACUGGGGUGUGAAGAUUGCAAAAUGGUUCGGCUAUUCAUGCAUCAGAAAAGGCUUAAGUAUGUUGAGAUUAACAUUGACAUAUUCCCUAGUAGAAAGUUGGAAUUGGAAAAGAAUACUGGGUCAUCCACUGUACCGAAAGUGUACUUCAAUGAUCUGCUGAUCGGAGGAUUAACUGAAUUGAGGAAAAUGGAGGAGUCUGACAUACUUGAUGAGAGUAUUGGUCUUCUUUUCAAAGAAGAACCCUCAUCUUCUGCUCCCUUGCCUCCCUUACCUGGAGAAGAUGACAAAUCUGGAAGUGGGAAGAUAGAUGAGUUGGCAACCAUUGUCAGAAAAAUGAGAGAGUCGAUCACUCCUAAGGAUAGAUUUUACAAGAUGAGAAGAUUUAGUAAUUGCUUUCUUGGUAGUGAAGCUGUGGAUUUCAUAUCCGAAGAUCAGUAUUUAGAGAGAGAUGAGGCAGUGGAAUUUGGAAGGAAGCUUGCAAGCAGACACUUCUUUUGUCAUGUUCUAGGUGAAAAUGUCUUCGAAGAUGGAAAUCAGCUGUACCGUUUCUUGGAUCUUGAUCCCAUAAUUAUGACUCAGUGCUACAAUAUCCCUAGGGGCAUCAUUGAUGUUGCACCAAAACCCAUUGUUGAGGUGGCAUCAAGGUUGAGAUUGUUAUCUUAUGCCAUUUUUGAAGCUUAUGUAUCUGAGGAUGGUAGACAUGUUGACUACAGAAGCAUCCAGGGAUGUGAGGAAUUUAAAAGGUACAUUAGAACAAUUGAGGAACUCCAGAGGGUGGAAACUGAUGACAUGUCACGUGAAGAAAAGCUCGCUUUCUUCAUAAAUCUCUACAAUAUGAUGGCUAUCCAUGCAUUAGUGACAUGUGGUCAUCCCACUGGACCAUUGGACAGGAGAAAUUUUUUUGGAGAUUUUAAGUAUGUCAUUGGUGGAUGUUCCUACUCAUUGUCAGCAAUCCAGAAUGGCAUUCUACGUGGCAACCAACGGCCACCAUACAACAUUGCCAAGCCUUUCGGACAGAAAGAUCAAAGAUCCAAGGUUGCACUUCCAUACCCUGAACCUCUUGUUCACUUUGCUUUGGUAUGUGGCACAAAAUCUGGACCUGCACUGAGGUGUUACUCGCCAGGAAAUAUUGAUAAAGAAUUGAUGGAAGCUGCGCGUGGUUUCCUAAGGAAUGGAGGACUGAUUGUAGAUCCUGAAGCAAAGAUUGCAUCUGUAAGCAAGAUUUUACGAUGGUAUAGUACAGAUUUUGGUAAUAAUGAGACGGAAGUGCUGAAGCACGCUUCGAAUUAUCUUGAGCCUGCACAGUCUGAGCAACUCUUGGAACUUCUCGCGAGCACUCAACUGAAAGUCUUGUACCAACCCUACGACUGGAGCAUAAAUAUUUAGAUGCAGCGUGAUAUUUAUCCAGAUGUUUCGGUUAUAUUUGAAUACUGUUACACAAAGAUUCGUGGAACGAUGCCGCUUGUGUAACCCAGAAUUUUUUUCUUUUGAUCAGCCGGGUGCACCACCGAGUGUGCUUGUGCUGUGGCAAAAUGGAUGACUCAUGAGUACCAAAUCAACUAUAUAUGUUGAACUAA